Messenger RNA from Gracilinanus agilis (Agile Gracile Mouse Opossum), 366 nucleotides. RefSeq names its product cornifin alpha-like. The record is from RefSeq and is a predicted model, not a curated record. Bases 1 to 366 code for a protein of 121 amino acids. The transcript has 2 exons. NCBI's taxonomy places the organism in Eukaryota, Metazoa, Chordata, Mammalia, Didelphimorphia, Didelphidae.
AUGUCUUCCCACCAGCAGAAGCAGCCCAGUAUCAUACCUCCUCAGCUUCAGCAGCAUCAAGUGAAACAACCCUACCAACCACCUCCCCAGGAGCCAGGCAACCCCAAGGGCCCACAACCAGGCACCAAGUUGCCACAGACAAGUUAUCCUAAGUUUCCAGAGCCAGGCACAACCAAGUUGCCAGAGCCAUGCCAACCUAUAGUUCCAGGGAAAUACCCCACCAAGACACCAGAGCCACACUACCCUGGGGUCCAAGUGCCAACCCACCCUAAGGUCCCAGAGCCAGGCACUACCAAGGUCCCAGGGUAUUAUCCACCUCCUGCCCAAGAGAAGUACCCACAGGUCCCCAAGACCAAACAGAAGUAA